Molecule: messenger RNA, 1127 nt
Organism: Armigeres subalbatus
Lineage: Eukaryota; Metazoa; Arthropoda; Insecta; Diptera; Culicidae
Gene: TfIIFbeta
Product: general transcription factor IIF subunit 2
Exons: 1
Coding region: 187-1002 (271 amino acids)
Biological process (GO): transcription initiation at RNA polymerase II promoter; transcription by RNA polymerase II
Cellular component (GO): transcription factor TFIIF complex
Source: RefSeq, a predicted model, not a curated record
CCACACCCGCAAAGGCUUCAUUUGUUUACAGUCGGCUACUGCUUCGCGUACGCUUCAGAAGCAUUUUGAACUUGAAUUCCGAUAUAAGCUGAGCAUAUCGCCUAUCUUAGGCUUAGUAUAUAGUGAUUAUUGUUAUUGCAGUACAUUAAACAUCGAACGAAAACGGCAUCAAAAGCAGAAUCUAAAAUGUCCAAGGAAGCGGAACCCGCCCGUCCGGACAAGGAACUAGAUCUCUCCAAUGCGGGCCGUGGCGUAUGGCUGGUAAAAGUUCCGAAGUACAUCGCCAACAAGUGGGAGAAAGCUCCAGGAAACAUCGAGGUCGGUAAGCUGAAGAUUUCCAAGCAAGUUGGCCAGAAGGCGCAGGUCUCGCUGACCCUCUCGGAGGCAGUGAUCAACAUCGAUCCCAGCGAGGCCAUUCCGCGGGAACACAAGCUGGACGUGUCGGUAGUGACCAAACAAACGCUGGGGGUGUUUUCGCACAGUGUACCCGCGGCGGUAGCCAAGGAAGAACCCACACCCGAAGGCGAGAAGCUCUUCAUGGAGGGACGCAUCGUGCAGCGGUUGGAGUGCCGUCCUCUGGGAGACAAUGCCUACAUGAAGAUGAAGCUUGAAUCGAUCCGGAAAGCAUCGCAACCCGCCCGGCAGGUCAAAUCGUUGGAGAAGAUCGUGCACAACUUUAAACCGGUGUCGGACCACAAGCACAACAUCGAAGACAAAGAGCGGAAGAAGGCUGAGGGUAAGAAGUCCCGAGACGAUAAGAAUGCCGUGCUGGAUAUGCUGUUUAAUGCGUUCGAAAAGCACCAGUACUAUAAUAUUAAGGACCUGGUCAAGAUCACGAGGCAGCCGAUCAGCUACCUGAAGGAGAUUCUGAAGGAAGUCUGUGACUAUAAUAUGAAGAAUCCUCACAAGAACAUGUGGGAGCUGAAGAAGGAGUAUCGACAUUAUAAGGACGACGACAAAAAGGAGGAGAACAAAGAUAAUUCCGAUAGUGACAGCGACUGACGGUGAAGGGGUAGAACGUGCAGGGACCACGGGAGAGAACUGAUCGUAAUAUACUUUUUGUUGUAUGUAAGAGCUAAACAAUGUUAGAUGCAUUUGGAAUAAAUUUAAUUUUGACGAAAACAAAA